GGUGUCUGGUUGGUAGCCGUCUGAUAGAAUACGUGGCGUCAUCAAGACCUGGGGCUCAAGGAAGAACUUAGUUAAAAAAAGAGAAAGAAAAUACAGUUGUCAUUGUUAUUAGUACAGUACUGUAUUGUAUUCAGGGUUUCCACAAACACACCUUCAGAUAGGCGAUGAAGGUGCAGGAGCACCAUGCACACACAGUCUCCAAGAUUAAUCACACUGCUCUUUAUUCUCUUUAAACACUGGUGUAUGUACCCGUGGCCUGUGUGGAUGAGGGCGAGUUUUACAGGAUGAGUGAUAGUCCUGUUAGUCCCCUGACUCUGAUCUGUGUGGGAUCCAGCUUUGCAUUCUCUGGGCUGUUCUACCAUUUGUACCAACAGAAGAGACAAGAAAUACACAACAUUGAGAAAAUCCCGAAGGUUCAGCUGAAUAAAGACCUGAUAAAGAUAUUGGCAGCGUCACACAGGAAAAGGCUGGGAUAUGCUGUCAUAGAAGGAAUAGUUCAGCCAGAGGGGGAGCCCCUGGCCAGCCAGUUUGUGCCCAGGUGCUUCGGAGUCAUUCAAAAGGUCAUUGUUCGGGAGCACAAGAAGGUCUGGAACAGCAUCACAAACACAUGGAAUGACAGAACGCAGAACAGCAAGGAGAGCACCAAUACCGUCCCCUUCAGCCUUGUCCCACGUGGAGGUGAUGGAGGAGACGGGGUCUCUGUUCAGGUGGUCUCCCCGCUGGAGGCCUCCAAUCUCUGCCUCGAACCUGUGUACCGGCGCCUGCGCAAGGCCCAGGAGGGCUUCGUGGACUACAUAGCGCAGGGGCUGAGUGGGGAGAAGCCGGUCGGGCUGCAGGAGACGGAGGAGAUGCUGCGGGUCGGGGCCACCCUGACCGGAUUCGGGGAGUUGGUCCUGGAACCUGGGAGAGUCCUGAAGCUGCAGCCCCCCAGGGACGGACAGGAGUAUCUACUGCUCCUCUCUGACUACAAGAGCUUCCUGCAGCAGCACCAGAAGUCCCUCAGCAUGUGGAAGGUUCUGACAGCUCUCUUCAGGCUCGCUGGAGCCACUCUCCUGGCCUACAUUCUUUACAGGGAGUAUCGGAGACAGACAGACAACAGCCAAGCCUGAAUCCACUGGCCUGUAUUUUCCAAUCUGUGCAAACUGCAGGCAAAUGACUGCUCCAUAUUGAAUGUAUGAUGUGUGCAGUUUGCACACAGUGGAAAAUCAGACCCAUCAACCAUAUUGGGUCAAUUGCAAUGGACUUGAAUUACAACCUUGGUUGUGUACUAAGUUGGGUGCUGGCUGGUGGAGUGCUUAGGUUCAUUGCAAUUAGUAGUUCUGCAGAGUAUCAUGGGUACUGUCCUCCAUCUGCAUCAACCCUGUGCUUAAACACUGAACUGAUAGGACUCCUAUUGUGUAGCAGUUUUAAGCCAUUUUGCCAUAAAGCGUAGUCUUUUUUAGGGAAACAAUCAGCUGACAAAAAUUGUACAACGGAGCACAAACAGAAACAUUCUUGUUUAAUAAAGAUGUACCUCGUUAACAAAAUAAACACGAUUUCCUUGC
Molecule: messenger RNA, 1544 nt
Organism: Acipenser ruthenus (sterlet)
Lineage: Eukaryota; Metazoa; Chordata; Actinopteri; Acipenseriformes; Acipenseridae
Gene: mul3
Product: mitochondrial ubiquitin ligase activator of nfkb 1-A
Exons: 5
Coding region: 285-1109 (274 amino acids)
Biological process (GO): organelle organization; protein ubiquitination
Molecular function (GO): ubiquitin-protein transferase activity
Source: RefSeq, a predicted model, not a curated record